GACGCAACUCUGUUUUCUUUCUUCUCGUUUCUUUCUCCGACAUCUCGUCUUCUGCUGGCUGAGUCUUAUCUUUAACACCCAACCCCAGAAUACGGUUUCAUUCAAGGAGCCAAAAUGGCCUCUACAUUCUCUGUGCAAGCGGUGCAUUCCCCUCGCCUGGUGGUUAAGGGUAGUUUUGGCCUAGAUGUGGCAAAUUUGAGGCCAUGUGUGAUAUCUACGGCAACUUUAAGUUUAUCUAGAAAAGCAUUGACAUCAAGAUCUCACUAUGCAUCAAGUUUCCCCAUCACACAGCUUUUUAAAGCACCUGCCGUUUGGACCAGGAGAAUGGCCUGCGUCAACUCAAUGACAAAUGAUGUUGAGCUGCAAGCAAAAGUGACCACUAAGUGCUUCUUUGAUGUUGAUAUUGGGGGUGAACCUGCUGGUAGAAUUGUGAUGGGCCUUUUUGGAGAUGUUGUCCCAAAAACUGUUGAGAACUUCCGUGCCUUGUGCACAGGAGAGAAGGGAUAUGGUUAUAAAGGAUGCUCUUUCCACCGGAUUAUUAAAGAUUUCAUGAUCCAGGGAGGGGACUUCACAGAAGGAAAUGGAACUGGAGGAAUUAGCAUAUAUGGUCCUAGCUUCGCAGAUGAGAGCUUUGAUUUGAAGCAUGUUGGACCUGGGGUUUUGAGCAUGGCUAAUGCUGGCCCUAAUACAAAUGGGAGCCAAUUUUUCAUUUGUACUGUAAAGACUCCUUGGUUGGACAACCGCCAUGUUGUAUUCGGACAUGUAAUUGAUGGCAUGGAUGUUGUUCGGAAACUGGAAUCCGUAGAGACAAGCAGGACAGAUACUCCUCGAGCACCAUGCAGGAUUAUCGAUUGUGGUGAGCUAGCAGUGGAUGGCUGAUUUACAUGCUCACAAAUUAUGAUGCACAAUAAUGACUGCAAUUUCUUGAUUGUGCAUUCCCAAUUUUCUUAAGAUCCAUACCCUUUUUGAUCGUGGAAUGGUUUUUUUUCCAGUACCAUGUAUCUGAAAGAUCAUCCAUUUUGGUUCAGAGAAAUUGAAAACAAUGCUUUGUAGGCUCAUGAUCAAAGACAAAGUGCAUAGUAUUGUUAUGUCAUAAAUGCAAAAUGCUGUUUUUGUUACGCUCUCAACUGAACAAAGCCUUGCUAUAUUAAUUGUAAACAUAUUUUACUCGUCA
Molecule: messenger RNA, 1174 nt
Organism: Manihot esculenta (cassava)
Lineage: Eukaryota; Viridiplantae; Streptophyta; Magnoliopsida; Malpighiales; Euphorbiaceae
Product: peptidyl-prolyl cis-trans isomerase
Exons: 7
Coding region: 115-879 (254 amino acids)
Biological process (GO): protein folding; protein peptidyl-prolyl isomerization
Molecular function (GO): peptidyl-prolyl cis-trans isomerase activity
Source: RefSeq, a predicted model, not a curated record